This is a messenger RNA of Exaiptasia diaphana, 1975 nucleotides long. Its product is annotated as putative glycerol-3-phosphate transporter 2. Gene Ontology annotation, cellular component: membrane. Gene Ontology annotation, biological process: transmembrane transport. The record is from RefSeq and is a predicted model, not a curated record. Bases 21 to 1370 code for a protein of 449 amino acids. NCBI's taxonomy places the organism in Eukaryota, Metazoa, Cnidaria, Anthozoa, Actiniaria, Aiptasiidae. The transcript has 12 exons. Gene Ontology annotation, molecular function: transmembrane transporter activity.
UACAAAAUGGUGGAGAUGGAAUGACUUUUGUGGACGUGUCUUCUGAAAAUUAUAGGAAAAAAAACCCUGCAAAUAUGGUGAAUGCUUUACAAACGCGGCAAGCACUUUGCUUUAUUUUAACAUGGACAGCGUAUGCGUCAACAUAUUUACUUCGAAAGCCUUUGGGAGUUAUCAAAGCUACUUUGGGUUAUCUCUACCGUUUAUCAGGUGCAAAGCUAGGAUUGUUGGAUACUGCAUUACUUUUACCCUAUGCUAUUAUGCAGAUAUUAUUUGCAUCGUGUGGUGAUAGGUUUGGUGCAAGAUUAGCAUUAACAUUCUGUUUAGUUGGCUCUGCAUUGUCAAUGUUCUCUUUUGGAUUCCACAAUAACGUUUUUGUUUUCGCUUUUCUUUUGUUCUUAAAUGGUACUUUCCAGUCAACAGCUUGGCCAAAUUGUGUCAAGUCACUUGGGGCAUGGUUUAMUGACAAGCAAAGGACCUCCAUAUUUGGGUUGUUUGGUACUUGCACAUUUGCUGGAGGAAUUAUGGGUAGUGCCUUGGCUGUUAAGCUGCUAUCAUCUUAUGGGCCAGAUAUCAAAAUGGUUUUCUUGGUUCCUUCAUUCAUAGUCGGUAGUAUUGGUAUUCUAGUAUUCCUAUUUAUGAAAACACCUGAGGAAGUUGGUAUGCAAAUCCCUGGAAAAGAAACCAAGCUCCCAACUACUAAUAAAGCAUCUUCCCCGGCACAACAGAAGUCACUGUCAUAUUUACAGCUCUGGAGACUGAAGAUGGUCCCAGAGCUGGCGUGGACUAACUUUUCUGUCAAGUUUGUUCGAUAUUGUAUGUACAUGUGGCUGCCAAUGUACCUUUUUCAAGCAUUAAAGUACAGCAAAGUUCAAGCAGGACUUUUGUCCACAGUAUUUGAGAUGGGUGGGAUGGUKGGAUCAGCUGGCCUUGGCGUUGUAGUUGAUAGGUGUAUGCAAGGUCGUGCUGUCUAUGGUGUGAGUCUUGCUGUCAUGGGAAGCGCCGUCUCCUUCUUCUUGUUCCACUAUACMAGUCACAUGGGAAUUCCUGUUAACUGUUUGUUUAUGUUCAUUGCUGGAGCUUGUAACUGCGGACCUGAUCCCUACAUAUCAGGCUCUAUUGCAGCGUCUAUUGGAGAGAGGGAAAAUGCUCAGGCUGCUGUAUCCGGUCUGAUUAAUGGGUUUGGUAGUAUAGGCACGGUUCUAGAGGGUCCUAUCAUUGGYUGGAUGGUAGAAAGCUUUGGCUGGGCAGUUCCAUUCUACCUUAUGAUUGGUUUGUCUAUAUUAGGCUCGUUAUGCAUGAUCAAAGCAACACGCAUCGAAGAGGCCAUCAAGCAAUCACAGUUUAUGAGCCAAGUGGCAAGUGGGACAUAGAGGGCUCCUCCUAAGGGGGUAACAGGAUGUUAUAUCUCUUAAGGUCGUCUAUAAGAGACUUGCUAGAAUUUAGCAGGUUGAAGGGCUCUCAUGUGGGGAACCGAAAGAGAUACAUUUUAUAAAUUUUGUGUAAAUAUGAAAAAGAGUUUUCUUUAAUAGCUACAUGUAGUAAAACAAGAAAUGACAACGGGAUGAAAAAAUUGUAACGUUAAUUUCGAGCAGGUAGCUUGGAAAUARCUAAUUCAGUGUUUAAGGAUUGAUUUGAUUAUUUUGUAGUUACUUAUUUUGGGUAAAWUYUUUGACGUAAUUAGAAWAAGGCUCUGCCGUGCUAGAGUUAGAACGAUGAACGGGAGAAGAGAAGYUAUGGGAGAAGCAGGAACACUUCCUGGCUGCUCUAUUUACUUUUCAAUGUGCUAUGUUACAGAAAAUCAUCAUCAUGGAUUCAUCCUUGAUUUUCCUUGCUGGCCCAAACACCUCCUUAACUCUUCUCUAGUCAGUAGUUAUAGGAAAAAUAUCUAAAAUCUCUUUCUUUCAGACUUAUUUAAUAUACGAAAUUGUACUUAAUAUAGCUUGGUUUUAAUAAAAGGUUGUGUUGUUGAUCAUGA